AACCCUAAUAGAAAGCUUCAAUAACAAGUUACAGUUAUUUUAAAUCAAGAGGAAAAAAACUAAUCGAAGGGGUACGACUAAAGAACAAAGGAGAUGGAUUAAGCUAAAGUUUGUAGAAUUGAUAUGCGAAUUAGAAUUGGGACGAGAACAGAGACAGUCAUUGUAAAAAAAAAAAUUACCAAUGGAUUUGUAUAGUAAGAAGAAUAUGUAGUUAUUGAGUAUUGGCGAUUUAGGUUCUUGACGAGGCUUCCAUUGACUUAAGAAACACGUAACCGAGAAAGUUAAUAUGGGCCAAGCCCAAAUCUGGUCCAAUUGAUACGUUAUAAAAACAAAAUUCUACGUAAAUUUGCUCUACAAAACUUUAUCUCGCUCUUUCUUCAGUGUCUUCUUCAUCCGUCUCUCUCUAUUGAUAAAGUUAUGAAGUUUCUCGUCGAGAUUCUGAAUGGAUCAUCGUUUGAGAUUGAAGUGGAUUACAGAGAUACACUGUUAGAGGUCAAACAAAAGAUCGAGAGGUCUCAACGUAUUCCUGUUUCCAAACAAACCCUUAUCGUCGACGACAUUGUUAUUCUUCGAGAAGAUCUUAACGUCAAACAAUGCCAGAUUGUCCACAAUUCUCAUAUCCAACUCGACGUCUCUGCUGAUGAUGAUAACCCUAAUCGCAACGAUGACGAUCAAAUGCCGCAAACCGAGCAAUCUCAAGCACCAUUGGUUUCAGCGGAAGAGUACUUUGAGGGACAAGAGUGGCCUUUGACAGAGGAAGAGAUCAGAAAGAUUUAUAGUUAUCAGCCUGAGACAACACAAGGGAUCAGUAAGGUUCAAGAUUCGCAGGCGAUUGUAAGAAGCGACAAGAACGUCUCGACGAGCAUGAAGGUUGAGAGCAACAACAACAAUGAUCAAGUGCAAUAUCCACCGUCGUUGCUCAAUAUUCGCUUUGGAAACCUGCGAAGAUGAGGGAGUGACGAGAUCUUUGGAAAUCUUUCAUUAUUAUCUUCAAUGUGUGAAAUUUUUAUUUUUUUCUUUAUCUUCAGUGUGUUUAGUAUCCUUUUUUUUUUUAAGUUAGUUUAGAUAAUUAUAGAUUCUUCAGAUUUUAUCAAAGGUUUUGGUUUUAUUUUUUUAAUAAAUAGCUCAUUAUUUCUCGUUA
This is a messenger RNA of Arabidopsis lyrata subsp. lyrata, 1141 nucleotides long. RefSeq lists its product as uncharacterized. Gene Ontology annotation, biological process: proteasome-mediated ubiquitin-dependent protein catabolic process. Gene Ontology annotation, molecular function: proteasome binding; polyubiquitin modification-dependent protein binding; ubiquitin binding. The transcript has a single exon. The record is from RefSeq and is a predicted model, not a curated record. The coding region runs from base 418 to 951 and encodes 177 amino acids. Gene Ontology annotation, cellular component: cytosol; nucleoplasm. Lineage: Eukaryota; Viridiplantae; Streptophyta; Magnoliopsida; Brassicales; Brassicaceae.